AUGGGUUUCAAAUUUAAAUUUCAAUUGCUAUUUUUCUCGUUUUUAUUAUCGAUUUGGUUUUUGUCGUCGGGUGCACAAUUUUGUGGUAAGUUUUGAAAAAAUAGGAAAUGUUACUACGGCUUGAAAAAAUCCACAUAGAAAUAAGGCCCACAAUACAAAAACCAGCCUCAUUUUUUCAUAGAUGAGUUUGAAGAAAAUUUCGCUUGAACUGGCAUAUCCUGAUGUUCUCUCAUCAAUAAAAUUUGUCUCUAUUUCAAUUAUCAAUUCCAGCCUCGGAUGGUAGCGAUGAACCUCCAAUAACUGAUCCAAACUACAUGUGUAACGAAAAAAACUUUUCUGAAAUAUUCCAUCCUCCACAACUUCACAACACUUCAGAUGAAUAUGUUUGUUUUUAUCAAAUUCAGAAAAUCAAUUUGUUUAUCUUAUAAGUUUUCAGCCAAUCCAUUACUGUGAUAUGGUAUUUCUUUUGGAUUUGGAUAAAACACUGACUUCGGAAGAAAAUUAUAGCCAAGUAAUACAAUUUAUCAGCGACGCAAUGACAACUUGUAUGAAUCGAGGGAUUGGUUAUAAAAUAUUAGCGUGGCCAAUGUUCAAUGAUGUGAGUUUCUUAAUUUUAAGUUUACAAGGCACACACGUUUGAAAAAGAAGAAAAUUGUGCAAUUUUCAUCGCGCAGCCGACAAAAACGGUGCAACGCCUAGCGGUUUAAUUACCCCCACUUCAUCAAAAACAAAAAACAUAGCGAAAAUCAGCGUAUCGAGAUCUGUGCGAAUGACUUUAUUUGGAAUUUUUAGGGGUCCUGGGAAGAAAGUUAGCCUCCGCUGCGAGACCAUUUCAAACUAGAAACACACGCGCCUUUGAAACCGUACCUCUUUUUUCACAAGAAAAAAAAAUAAAGAGUGUGGCAAACGAGGAGAGUGCGAGAGAUGUGUGAGAACAAAAUGUGUGCAAACACCUGUCUGCAAACACCGUUGUCGCCGCUUACCAUGACUCUUCAUUGCAUGGGAAAAACGUGUGUAUAUAAGGGAACCUAAAUAUAAGGGAACCUAAUGUUGGAAAGUGUUACUGUAGGUGACUGAAAUCUGAGAAAUUGUCUUUUUUGAUAAAUUCUUCUACUGUUUCCAAAACGUUUUUAUUUUUUCUACGAAAAAUCAUCAGUUUUUCUUCCGUGGUCACAAAAAAGAAGUCACAUUAUAUAUUUUGAGAAAUUUGUCUGAUAACAAUAUAUUUGUAUUUUAAUACAGUAAUCCGUUUCAGUGAAAAACACUAUUAUUUGCAGACACAAGAAACAGUUUGCUGUGAACAAUCAAUUUGCUAUCAACUUUUUGGUUUUAUGAAUUAUCGAGAUUAUGUUGGAAAUUAUGAUAGUUUUGAUCCAAUUCAACCAGUCACUGCAAAAUUCAAUUUUUCUUAUACACUUAUUGAUGAUGUAAGUAAUUUUAUUUGUGUGAAAAAUUCAAUUAUGAAAAUAUCGGUUAAAUUCAGAUGAAAAAAAUUGGAACUCCACAAUCAGCAUGUUUAUAUAAUAAUUAUGUUUUGAUAACAAAUCGGCUAUUCAACAUGUCGAAUGACAAUGAUGUUAUUGGAGUGAGUCAUAGAUAAAUUAUAUUCAAAAACAAAAAAUACGUUAUCUUCUACGUGCCAAAUUUAGAAAUUUUUCAUUUUCAUUUUCAAAAUAUAAAUUUGAACUUUAUUUUUUUCGAAUACCACACCUUUAUUUUUAAAUUUUUCGUGGUCAAAAAUCGGAUUAUUUGUGAAAAAUGUGUAGUUUAUCAGUUGGUGUUGUUCUAUAAGUUCCCCCUUCGAAAAAAUGAAGGUUACUGUAAUAAUUUUGUGUUUCAAUAAAAUAUUUCAGGAAUUGGAAGAAAUUGAAGGAGUUGGUUGUAUUACUCUAACUAUAAUUGCUGUUGGAAAUGAUCAAAUUGAUACAAAAAUGAUGUUUGAUGCUUAUAGUUCAGUAACUCUCAAUACAUUUGUUGUUCCAAGUUUCAAUUGUUUGGAUAACUUGAAAGAUUGUAUAAAACCGUGUGGAACUCGAGGAUCAGAAGAUUGUUAUAAUCAAGAAUUGGAUGAAUGCGCAUUGCCAACAUCAACAGAACCUCCAACAACGACAACUGCAACUACAACACCAAAACCAACACCAAAUCCAGAUUUUUAUAAUGAUUGGCAGAUUAUUUAUUUGUUUGCUAUUUCAAAUCGAACAACACAAACACAAUUUAAUAAUCUUGUCAAAUAUAUUUCGGAUCCUCUCAAAGAAUGUGGAAAUACAAAAAUGGUCAUUAGAUUUUUGGCAAGAAAUCAAUCAGAUUCUGGUUGGAUAACUGAUAUGAAUAAAGCUGGACCAUAUUUAAAACAAUUAAAAUAUGAUGAAGUUCUUAUAAAUGGAAGUGAGUAGAGUUUUGAUACAUUUAAAGAUUAAUCUUUGAAGUUUUUUUUAGAUGAUCAAUUCUUAAAUGGAAAUGAUAAUGUGACUCUGGAAUUAGUUGCUGAAGCUGUUUCAAUUCCUGUUUCUUACAAUGAUGAUGGAUCAGUUCAUCCGCCGAGAAUCACUUUAUUAACUGAUUUUGUUUCACAAGUAGGUUUGUCUCAAUAACUUUUUUGAAAGAUCCUUUUUUUAUUAACAAAAUACAAUACUAUAACCUACAGUAUUCCAGCCAUUCAUAAAUGUUUUCACAACUGAUCUUCUUCCUGAUCUCGAAUAUUAUGAUUUCAAUAUAAUUUGUUUUACACAAGAUUCAUAUGAUGGAUAUAAAGCUCAAUUGAAAAUAAAAGCAUUUCAAAUCACAAGUGAUGCAGGUUAUGGAGAUUCAAAAGAACUCAAAUUAUGUCAACAAAAAUCGAAUGUAACAACAAUCAUGUUCAUUAUAAUUGGAUGUUGUUCAGGUGCAAUGCUAUUGCUCAUUUUAUUAACAGUUUUAUAUCGACAAAAAUAUAUGUGGAUGCGCAAAUUGAAACGUUUUAAAACUUCACAUAUUGAAGAUCAAGAUGAUUUGGAUAUGUGAGUGAAAUUUCGAAAGGAUUUUGAAUAAUUAAAAAAUUUCAGAAUUGAUCAUUGGGAACUUUCCCGUGAUCGUCUUGUUGUCAAAAAUGAAAAACUUGGUCACGGUGCUUAUGGUCAUGUUUUUAAGGGAAAAAUUGUUGGAAUUCCACCAGCUAUUCAAAAAUAUUAUCGAACUGAGAUGGAUGCGUUUGUUGAUUGUGAUUGUGCUGUCAAAAUGUUACCAAAUUAUGCAACUGAAGCUGCAAAACAAGAAUUUAAACAUGAAAUUGAAUUGGUCAGUUAGAAAUAGGAAACAUUAUUUUGUAAAACUAGCGAGGUUACUGUACAUGUAAAAGAAGAAGCACUAAAUUCUCAGCAUUUUUUUGUUGGAAGUAUUUCGAAUCAUGAUGCUCAGAAAGUUUUCUUUUUUUUGGCUCUUUAUCUUUUAAAAAUCGCAAUUCUAGUCUAUAGUCAUAAAAAGCACAGAAAUUAAUUUUUAUAAUUUUUCGGUUUUUUUUCAGAUGAAACAAAUCGAAUUUAAUGAACAUAUUGUGAAUAUGUUGGGAUGUGUUACAACUUCAAAUAAAUCCUGUUUGGUUUUAGAAUAUUGUUCACAGCGAGAUUUAUUAAAAUAUGUGAAGAAAAAGAAAUCAGAUCUUGAAAUUGUGAGUUUCUUCCCGAUAUUUUCCAAGUUAAACUCCGCAAUAUUCAGAGUCGAAGUGCUGAUGAAGAUUUCGAUACUCACAAAGAGUUUCUAAAUUUUUCGUGGCAAAUAUCUCAAGGAAUGAGAUUUCUCGUGGAAAAGAAAAUAGUUCAUCGAGAUCUCGCAGCUAGAAAUAUUCUGAUAAGUGAUUUCAAUGGAAUUAAAUCAGCAAAAGUUAGCGAUUUUGGAUUGGCAUUGACUAUUUCACAAAUUUUGGAAGAAGGUGAAAGUAUUGGAUCAGAUAGACUUCCGAUUAAAUGGCUCGCUUUGGAAUGUUUGGAAAAACGAGAAUUUUCUCAUAAAAGUGAUAUUUGGUCAUUUGGAAUUGUACUUUUUGAAAUGUAUUCGUAUGGUUUGGUUCCUUUUGCUGAUGUUGAACCAAAUCAAUUAAUUGAGCAUUUGAAAAAUGGAAAUCGACCGAAAGCACCAUUAUUAACCACGGAAAAAGUGUUAGUUCUAUUUUAUAUGAAUGAAAACCAAAAAUGAAAAUUUGGAAUUUCAGAACUGAAAUAAUGGAUAAAUGUUGGAAUGAAAAACCAAUGUUACGACCUGAUUUUGAUGAAUUAUCAGCAAUGUUUGCCACACAAUUAGAGCAGGUAGAUUUUGGCCAUAAAAAAAGAAAUUGAGAAGUUUCCAUCCGAAAAAACUCAUAUGGAAAUUUCUUAGACCUUCGAAGGACCCUGAUUUCCAUUAAAAAUUGAACAUUUGAAAUUUUUCAGGCAGCUGAAGGAUAUGGUUAUUUGGAACUAGUUCGAACAAAUGAUUAUCGAGUUCUUCCACCAGAAACUGCCAAAAAAGAAGAAAAUCAUGUAUCAUUAAGUGAAUCAAGAAAUCGAUCAGUUACAAUGAAAACAAGAAAAAAGGAUUCGAUAACACUUGGAAGAGAUUAUAGUUUGACAAUGGAAGAUAAUGAAAAAGGUAUGACUCAUUAUUAUUUGGGUUACUGUAUUUUUUUUGCAUUUAUCUUCAGAACCAUCUGGUAUUCCACGUCUUCCAUCAGAUUCACCAGAAAAAGAAAAAACAACGGGCAAGCGAAAAUCAUAUUUGAAUUUGAUACCAAAUUUGAAUGCGAUAAAUCCAUUUUCAAAAGAAAAUGAAUUCAAAAAAACAAUCAAAAAGAAGUUUUAUUCAAGAAGAGGAAGUGUGCCAUAUUAA
Caenorhabditis angaria is the source of this 4836-nucleotide messenger RNA. NCBI's taxonomy places the organism in Eukaryota, Metazoa, Nematoda, Chromadorea, Rhabditida, Rhabditidae. The record is from the annotation of a GenBank genome assembly.